Heterotrigona itama is the source of this 1671-nucleotide messenger RNA. The record is from the annotation of a GenBank genome assembly. Lineage: Eukaryota; Metazoa; Arthropoda; Insecta; Hymenoptera; Apidae.
AUGAAAUCAGUAUUACGUAUAUGCAAUAUAAUUUAUAAGAGAAAAUGUUAAUUGAAAUUCGUAAUUACGUGUACAGUCGAUAUCAUUCUUUUUGCUAUUUCUUUUUUUCAUGGGUGGUUCAUCAUCUUCACUGCUUGUUACUGUUAAUUCAGAUUUUAUGUUUCUUGGCGAUGUAUUAAUUGUAGGAUGUAACUCAUUAUAAAUAUAUGUUAAUAAUUUUACUGCUCUUUUCCGUUUCUGUAUUUUCAAUCCAUAUUUAUUUAAUUCCGCCUGAAAUCAAAUCAAUAUAUUAAAAUAUAUAAUAAUAUGUUAAUGUAUUCAUUAAUUUACCUGAAGUUGAGAUGUUUUCAUGGCAUUAUAAUUAGGAGUAGGAGUAACACUAUCUUCAAUAAUUUCAGGUAAUACAGUUGUUUUCAAAUUUUUCUUAUAAUUACAUCUACAUUGAGAAUUAUUGUAAGAUUCAGCUAUAUCCUCCUUAAUAUGUCUCGUACCAAUAUGUAAAUUUGUUUCCAACAGUGAUUUCCUUUUAAAUUUUCUAUUGUAUUUUUUUUUACUUAAUGAUUUUUCAUUAUCCUUGAACUCUACAAAAGAAUUGUUAUUAUUAACAAUUUAUUAUAUAAGUCAGUAAGUAUUAAUUAUUACAAUUGAUAUAAUUCAUUUACCUAAUUGAUUUACUUCUUCAGUAAACAAUAAAGUAUUAAUGUUAUCAUCACUGUCAUUAAUAUAAGCAUUUUCUAAGUAAAUAUCAUUUUCAGAAUUAUGAGAAUUACUAUUUUCAGAGUUUUGAUAAUGUAAACUACUUGUACUUUUUUUAUUUCCUUCGUGCUUAUGCACGUAUAAAAUAUUGUUACCUAAUUCAGGACUGGAAGAUACUGAUAUUGAGGUUUCUACUGAAUUAUGUUCAUCUAUACUUGAUUUAUUUUUAAUUGUUUGUAAAUUGAUAUUGCUUUCUGAUUUACUAUAUUUUAGCUUAUUAGAAUUAUUGAACUUUUGGUCUUUAGAAAUAUUUUUUUGGGUACUUAAUGAUUUGACAUUAGUAAAGAAGCUUCCACUUCUAAAAGACAAACUACAGUUGUAACUAGAAAAAAAGCUGUACCAAAAAUGGAAUUGACUACUGAACAAAAAAAUGAUAUAAAAGAAGCAUUUGAUUUAUUUGAUCCAGAUGGCACUGGAAGAAUAGCUACCAAAGAACUUAAAGUAGCCAUUAGAGCUCUUGGAUUUGAACCAAAAAAAGAGGAAAUAAAAAAACUUAUUGCUGAUGUUGAUCCAGAUGGUCUUGGUACAUUGUCAUUUGAAGAAUUUCUAAAUUUAAUGUCUACAAAAAUGUUGGAAAAAGACACGAAAGAAGAAGUUUUAAAAGCAUUUCGUCUCUUUGAUGAUGAUAAUACAGGAAAAAUAUCUUUUAAGAAUUUAAAAAGAGUUGCACGAGAAUUAGGAGAAAAUCUUACGGAUGAAGAAUUGCAAGAAAUGAUUGAUGAAGCAGAUAAAGAUGGUGAUGGAGAAGUUUCUCAAGAUGAAUUUUUACGUAUUAUGAAAAAAACUAGUUUUUGUAAUAUUAUUAACAAUUUAAAGUUAUUAACUUUUAAAAAUAUAAUUGCGAAUAAUAUUCCUGUUUGUAUUGCUGUUUAUUCUGAUGCAAUUUGGUGGCUUCAUCGAGCAAGCGUAGAAUAA